Molecule: messenger RNA, 5270 nt
Organism: Cinclus cinclus
Lineage: Eukaryota; Metazoa; Chordata; Aves; Passeriformes; Cinclidae
Gene: MAGI1
Product: membrane associated guanylate kinase, WW and PDZ domain containing 1
Exons: 23
Coding region: 109-4401 (1430 amino acids)
Biological process (GO): signal transduction
Cellular component (GO): cytoplasm
Molecular function (GO): protein binding
Source: RefSeq, a predicted model, not a curated record
CCGCGGGCGCGGAGCCGUGCGGGCGGUGAUGGCCUGAGCGGGCGGCGGGUCCGCGCCCCCUCGCACCUGCCGAGCGCGCUCCGCGGGCGCGGAGGGACGCGCAGCGCCAUGUCGCGGGUCGUGCAGAAGAAGAACCACUGGUCCAGCCGGGUGCGGCAGUGCUCGCUGACCCGCGGGCCCGGCGGGCAGCUGGGCUUCGCCCUGCUCGGCGGCGCGGAGCACGGCGAGUUCCCGUACGCGGGCGCGGCGGCGGGGGACGGCGAGGCGGCGCUGAGCGAGGGCGAGCUGCUGCUGGAGGUGCAGGGGGUCCGCGUGUCGGGGCUGCCGCGCUACGACGUGCUGGAAGUGAUCCGGAGCUGCAAGGACCCCAUCGUGGUGAAAGCCGUCCGACAAGGCAGCAGGCUGAACAAAGAUCUGAGGCAUUAUCUGAACCAGAGGUUUCAGAAGGGGUCUCCAGACCAUGAUCUGCAGCAGACCAUCCGAGACAACCUCUAUCGUCACGCUGUGCCUUGCACAACCCGCCCUCCAAGAGAAGGAGAAGUGCCUGGUGUGGACUAUAACUUUCUGACUGUGGAGGAAUUUCUGGAGUUGGAGCGAAGUGGGACCCUUCUGGAAGUAGGAACUUACGAAGGUAACUAUUAUGGAACGCCGAAGCCUCCAAGCCAGCCCCUCAGUGGGAAAGUGACUUCCACCAAUGCUUUGCAAAACCUGCAGUCUGGCUCCAAGCAGUCGACUCCAAAGCGAACCAAGUCUUACAAUGAUAUGCAAAAUGCUGGCAUAGUGCAUACAGAGAAUGAGGAAGAGGAUGAUGUACCUGAAAUGAGCAGUAGCUUCACAGCAGAGUCUGGUGAGCAAGAGGAGCACAAUACACAUACCGUGAGAGAGGCAGCCCCAGCGUCCACGAUUGAGAGGCACACCCACGUCCCCACCACGGAACCAUCUCAGAACCUCCCUCAAUACCUACCUCCUUCUGCCGAGGAUAACCUAGGUCCUCUGCCAGAAAACUGGGAGAUGGCCUACACGGAGAACGGAGAAGUCUAUUUUAUAGACCAUAACACAAAAACAACAUCUUGGCUAGAUCCACGGUGCCUGAACAAACAUCAGAAGCCUCUAGAAGAAUGUGAAGAUGAUGAAGGGGUGCACACGGAGGAACUGGACAGUGAACUAGAGUUGCCUGCUGGUUGGGAGAAAAUUGAGGAUCCUGUAUAUGGUGUCUACUAUGUAGACCACAUCAACCGGAAGACACAGUAUGAGAACCCAGUUCUUGAAGCCAAGAGGAAGAAGCAGCUGGAACAGCAGCAACAGCCUCCAGAAGGUUGGCACCCUCGAGGGUGUGAAUGGACAGAGGAGUGUCCAUCUCUCCCUCCAACUGCUGCUGCAAACCAUGUUUCAAACAACCAAGAGGCAGUUCGGGAAGCACCAGUACAAGGAAAACCUUUUUUUACACGAAACCCUUCUGAGUUGAAAGGGAAGUUCAUCCACACCAAGCUAAGGAAAAGCAGCAGGGGUUUUGGCUUCACUGUUGUUGGAGGAGAUGAACCAGAUGAAUUCCUCCAAAUCAAAAGUUUGGUGCUUGAUGGUCCUGCAGCGUUGGAUGGCAAAAUGGAAACAGGGGACGUCAUAGUCAGCGUGAACGACACCUGUGUGCUGGGGCACACUCACGCCCAAGUGGUGAAAAUCUUCCAGUCCAUCCCCAUCGGUGCCAGCGUGGACCUCGAACUGUGCCGGGGCUACCCCCUGCCCUUUGACCCCGACGACCCCAACACCAGCCUGGUCACGUCCGUGGCAAUUUUGGACAAAGAGCCCAUCAUUGUGAACGGUCAGGAGAACUACGACUCCCCGGCCAGCCACAGCAGUAAAACAGGGAAAGUAAAUGGCACAAAGGAGGCGAGGCCCAGCAGCCCGGCUGAGGUCUCCUCCAAUGGACCCCAUGGCUACCCCAACGACACGGUGUCUUUGGCAUCCUCCAUAGCAACACAGCCUGAACUCAUAACUGUGCACAUCGUGAAAGGGCCCAUGGGCUUUGGGUUUACUAUAGCAGACAGUCCCGGUGGGGGCGGCCAAAGAGUGAAACAAAUCGUGGACAGCCCACGGUGCCGCGGGCUGAAGGAGGGAGACCUCAUAGUCGAGGUCAACAAGAAGAAUGUGCAGAGCCUCACUCACAACCAGGUGGUGGAUAUGCUGAUUGAAUGUCCUAAGGGAAGCGAGGUCACGUUGCUGGUGCAGAGAGGAGGACUGCCAGUCCCAAAGAAGAGCCCAAAGUCGCAACCACUUGAAAGGAAAGACAGCCAAAACAGUUCCCAGCAGAGCGUGUCGAGCCACCGCAGCGGGCACACCGCGUCCCCCGCGCACAGCACCCAGGUGCUGCCGGACUACGCCACCCCAGAGGCACCGGCCCCCGACCAGCCUGACACCUCUGGGCAGAAAAAGCCAGAUCCAUUCAAAAUCUGGGCCCAGUCCAGGAGCAUGUAUGAAAGCCGACUUCCAGAUUAUCAAGAGCAGGAUAUCUUUCUAUGGAGAAAGGAAACUGGGUUUGGAUUUAGGAUUCUAGGUGGAAAUGAGCCUGGAGAGCCUAUUUACAUCGGUCACAUUGUACCGCUGGGUGCUGCUGACGCCGACGGCCGCCUGCGAUCGGGUGAUGAGCUGAUCUGUGUGGAUGGGACGCCUGUGGUGGGGAAAUCACACCAGCUCGUGGUCCAGCUUAUGCAACAGGCAGCCAAACAAGGUCAUGUCAAUCUGACCGUCAGGCGCAAAGUGGUUUACACAGUUCCCAAGGCAGAGAAUGAAGUCCCAUCCCCGGCCUCCUCCCACCACAGCAGCAACCAGCCGGCGUCUCUGACGGAGGAGAAGCGGACGCCGCAGGGCAGCCAGAACUCUCUCAACACGGUCAGCUCCGGCAGCGGCAGCACCAGCGGCAUCGGCAGCGGCGGCGGCGGCGGCAGCGGCGUGGUGAGCACCGUGGUGCAGCCCUACGACGUGGAGAUCCGCCGCGGGGAGAACGAGGGCUUCGGCUUCGUCAUCGUCUCGUCGGUGAGCAGGCCCGAGGCGGGGACGACGUUCGCGGGAAAUGCAUGUGUGGCCAUGCCUCACAAAAUAGGUCGGAUAAUUGAAGGGAGCCCCGCAGACCGCUGUGGAAAGCUGAAAGUAGGGGACCGGAUCUUGGCCGUCAAUGGGUGCUCCAUCACCAACAAGUCGCAUUCAGACAUCGUCAACCUCAUUAAGGAAGCGGGAAACACCGUCACCCUGCGCAUCAUUCCAGGAGAUGAAUCCUCCAAUGCUACUUUAUUGACCAAUGCAGAAAAAAUUGCUACAAUCACAACCACACAUACUCCUCAGCAAAUACCACAGGAGACCAGGAACAACACCAAACCAAAGCAGGAAUCCCAGUUUGAUUUCAAACCACCCCAAGCAGCACAGGACCAAGACUUUUACACUGUUGAGCUAGAAAGAGGAGCCAAAGGGUUUGGCUUCAGCCUGCGAGGUGGCCGUGAGUACAACAUGGACCUGUAUGUGCUGCGGCUCGCUGAGGAUGGGCCUGCUGAGAGAUGUGGGAAAAUGAGGAUCGGUGAUGAAAUCUUAGAGAUCAAUGGAGAAACGACCAAGAACAUGAAGCACGCUCGGGCCAUCGAACUGAUUAAAAAUGGUGGCCGCAAGGUCCGCCUGUUUCUGAAACGUGGAGAUGGCUCUGUCCCAGAAUAUGACCCCAGCAGUGACAGGAACAGUCCCGCCACAGGUUCACAAAAUGUAUCGGAAAUGAAACCCGCGCCAUCCGACCGACGGCAGCACCCAUCAUCGGAGUCCAGUUAUCCACCAGACCUUCACAAAUCAUCACAACACGGGGACAAGCGGACUUACGUUAGAGACCUAAAAGGCAGCAGAGAGUUUAGCAGACAUCCCAAUGAACACCACACUUGGAAUGGGACUUCUAAAACCAACGACCACGUGCCAGGCAGGAAGACAGAGAGGUCGCCACAGAGGAGGCCCGAAAGGCAGCCAGAGAGGGUGGUGGCAAACGGGCAGAAGAGGAGGUCUCCCGAAAAGCGCAGGGAAGGGACAAGGAGUGCUGACAACACUUUGGAGAGGCGGGAGCGACUCGAGAGGAGGAGAGACCUCUCUCCUGAGAGGCGCAGAGAGCGGUCGCCCGGCCGCCGGCGACGGUCACUGGAGAGGUUGACGGAGCCAAGGCGGUCCCCUGAGCGGAGAAGAGAGAACUCCCUUGACCGAAGGGCCAAGUCGUCCGACCGGCGGAGGGAGAGAUCUCCCGACAGGCGGCUCAGGGAGGAGCGAGUUGGCCACCGGGAGAGGGAAGACCCCGGCUGGAAGCACGAGGUGAGCCGCAGGCACCUGCCCGAGCAGCGCCGGCGGCCCUACAAGGAGUGCAGCACCGACCUCAGCAUCUGAGCGGCUCCCCUGGGGCCCCUGUCGCCUUCCCCACACCCAGGGAGCAGAGGAGACAGUGGAACCACCUGGCUUUCGCAGGCGACGAGGCAUCCGCCACCUGCUGAUCCUACAGACUGUUUAUGCAGAUGAAUUCUUAUCACAAAAAAAAAAAAAAAAAAAAAGCGUUGUGCCUGAUGUAUAAUAUUAAAGAAAGUAUUUUUCGGUGUAUUCUUUUUUUUUUUUUUAAUUACUUGCCAAAUGUUGGUCCUAAAGGAUUAUAAAAUUUUGUUUCUACAUUCUUUGUAGAUUUCUUAAAAAUAAUUUCUUUAUUGGGCUACUUUCCCCCCUCCCCAAUAUAGUAAGUGGGGGUAGCCAGUAAUAUAAUAUAGGCAAAGGAUUUUAUGACCAAGUUUGAAUAAUUUGAUCCAGACUGUUCUCUAGUGACUCACUGCUACACUGUAUGUAGAAAAUUUUUUAAGGGUUGGGGGUGGGGAAGGAAAAAAAUUGUUCAUCUCAGUAGGAAUGGAGCGCUCCUGCUGAAGGAAUUAAAAAGGAAAGAGACAAAUGUUCCUAAAAUUGCAAGGACUGUUUGAAGAGACUACUGUUUCAAUGAAGGAUAUUUAUAAUAAUAAUAAUAAAUAAUUAAAAAAAAAAAAAAAGCAACCGAACCCACACAGCACAAGAUGAUUUCCAAUAAGUAAUUUGUAGUUUGUUCCAUGAACAGUUUGUACUUUCAGGCCCCCUGGACAGGAUGCACAGAGGCAGAAGGACUGGUCACCACCAUGCCUGUGUCACAUGCUUGCUUGGACUGUUGAGCUCUCAUUAGCCUCAGCAACACGUAACGAUGAAAUGUCAUUAAGGCAGCAGCCCUGCUCAUCUCCCAGCUGUAU